Messenger RNA from Aspergillus caelatus, 669 nucleotides. RefSeq names its product cupin domain-containing protein. The transcript has a single exon. The coding region runs from base 1 to 669 and encodes 222 amino acids. The record is from RefSeq and is a predicted model, not a curated record. NCBI's taxonomy places the organism in Eukaryota, Fungi, Ascomycota, Eurotiomycetes, Eurotiales, Aspergillaceae.
AUGGCUGAAGUGAGGAAAUAUCACCUGUCUCCUACGGAUCUCAUUCCCAACUCACCGAGACCACUACUCCACUACAAGAAUGUCCUAGCCAAGCAGAAUAACUCGCACUGCGACCCUGUCGAUGUGUGGGAUAUGUUUACAAAGAAUGAAUGGAACGUACACUGGAUAUUCCGCUACAAUCCUACCCAAGUAUCUCAUUACCAUUCCCAAGCACACGAAGGUAUGGCCGUUCUUUCUGGCACUGCCAGUAUCCGAUUUGGUGUGGCGGACACCUCACCAGACAUGGAAGAGAAUACACACGGCUCCGCAUGGGAGGAAGGUGGUGUUCUACUAGAGGCGGAAGCUGGUGAUGUAUUCAUUAUACCAGCCGGCGUGGCACAUAAGACACACAACACUAAGCCGGAAGCUGAGUUUGCUCUUUUGUCACCGGGAACAGGCCACGGUAUCAGGGCCGAGGAUAAGAACGCUUUGUCCGAGAUUAAACUGGACGGAUUUACUAUGAUGGGGGCUUACAGCGGGGGUGACUGGGAUUUUGUUGCAACCGGAGGUGAUUUUGAAAAAGUGUGGUCUGUUCCGAAGCCAAAGUACGACCCUGUUUUUGGAGAUUCGGAGCGAGGGCUUUGCAAGACAUGGCGAGGAAGUAAUACUGAGUCCAAGAGCCAAUUGUAA